This is a messenger RNA of Exophiala dermatitidis NIH/UT8656, 3999 nucleotides long. RefSeq lists its product as uncharacterized. The coding region runs from base 2397 to 2861 and encodes 154 amino acids. The transcript has a single exon. The record is from RefSeq and is a predicted model, not a curated record. NCBI's taxonomy places the organism in Eukaryota, Fungi, Ascomycota, Eurotiomycetes, Chaetothyriales, Herpotrichiellaceae.
CUCGCCGUGGUCAGAUCUAGACAUGACUUUUUGAACCGUCUCUCCUUAGGAACUUGGAUGUCCCUGGCGCAGUAGUAGUACUACAACUAGUUGUGUCUUUAUGAGGUACUACUGCACAGUGGUCCCUCUAGCCUGCGGGCUGCAUCUCACCACACUACUACGGUCCUUCGCGCACGCCCGCACCCACACUCGCACACCAUGCGUCCAAUUGCUGCUGUUGCCCUUGAUGCGGACUUGAACCGCUGCUACUUAGCACUCGGUGAUUCGCAUAGGCAUGGGAUAGGGGAAGGGUUCCUUAGCAGUGGCUGCCGAGGGAUCAACGCAGGGAAAGACAGGGCGACACGCAAGCAAUCUUGAUUGAUGCUCAGAUCUCUCAACCCAACCCAGCUACAAAUAGUGCUCCUGCUGCUAUCCAACGUGCUUCGAUUCUUGCACUCCUGGCAGGCAUUCCCGUCAGAUCCCGCUCGAACACCCUUCGCUAUUACUACUGUCGUGACCCACCACCGUUCGUGUCAAAACCUCCGAGACCACUUGUUGGUUUGACGGGCAAGUGACGCGGGCUGGCAGACACCCAAACUGCAACGCCUCCUCCUGGAUCCCCAGAUGUGUCCGGGCGCAGUCUGACGAUCUCGAAGGGAGCAAAAUGAUUGGCGGCGUGCUGCAAUACCAUGCUCAUGUUGGAAAAAGAAAUGGGCCAUGCCAAAGCCAGCGGCCAGCAUUGGCAAACAUAUCGAAUGGGCGACCAGCAAGGACAAGGGGUUGUUCCUGAUAAUUACAUGCAUUCCUCACCUUUCGAGUAACCGAGACACCAUCACCAAGCCUAGCGGAUCUCUGAGCCCCAGAACUAGACUAGGAGGCCCGCAGGUUAUGCCACCUACAGCCAUAUCUCCCGCUCUUCGCCGCUUCGAACCGUUGUACUUCAAAUUGCCUCCUCCUUGUUGGGCUCUGAACAUGUACAAACUUUUGAAACCAACAUCUAAUAUCAGACGUUGCCUGCUUGCCAGGCCCCGUAUGCAAGACGCCGACUGCGUACAUGGUGCUACCGAUUGUCAAGGAUGCAGGUUACCUCUGCCUCCUGAUUGACCUCCCGCGGCCCCGAACAAUGGAUCAAUUGAUCCAAGCUUCACCCGGUUCCACUGCGUUGUUGCGUCUUGCGUCACUCUUUUGGUCUGGUUAGCGCGUCUUUUGGUCCUCUUGUCUCUUUCUCCAGUGCUACCUACAGGCGCCUCCCUGGUAGUGGGAUCUUGAAAGCGCCUGCUAGAAAAGAACGAUCGAGGAAGAAAGCACGUGAAUCGACCGAGGCGUCUAUCUGUGGAUCUAUGUUCCUCCCUGCUCUUCCGCGCUCGCAGGAACUUUUUUCUUCUGUUUAUGCCUCGUGGGCCUUUUUCGACGCGUCCUGGGACAUUCCAAUGCCCAAACAAUCCCGUGACUAGGCCGCUUGCGACAGGACCGCGAUGCCAGGCGAUUGGUCCCGCCACACCAACUGUUCUCUUUAAGCCGAGCAGAAGGACUAGACUAGGAGUCUCGUGCGUUCGAUAGAGAUGCGUCCGUUGCCAGCUCGUGGGCGAGAUCGAGCACAACUUGAAGGGAGCCACAUCCUUGUGGCGCUCACCAUCGUUGCUGGCUGACAUGCAUGAUUUACGGUAACACAAGGCAAGUGGCCUGCACACUCGCGGAGAGGUGCGGCACAUGUUCCAAUGUGCUUCUGGGAGUGGCAAGCGGGCGUCGACAAUCGCAGAAAAGCUUAUCUGACCAGUCUGACAGUCCUGCAUGACCCCAAGAGACUAAGGUAUUGCAUUAACGGCACCGACCUAAUAUUCUCGCAGCACGGUAUUUGCGAUGGGCUGCACUUUUGGGCGUGGUCCACACUGGAACACACCUGCAGCCGCAGUUUGAUAUACUGCAUGGCGCUACGUACAAUGUUGUAGUCCGGGAAGCUACUAGAUAGGGACAACUCUCAGGCCGUAUGUUUCUGUCACGGUCAAGCACAGACGAGUCGUGGGAAAUCGGUUUUGCUGGGCAGUCUACUACUGAGCCAGUGUUGACUAGGCGCGGAGCUAUGCCUGCGUAGGAAAGAACAGAUCGAUGCUACAGAAGACUCGCGCCGAACAAUCCUACUUCUGCCACCGAUCCUGCACCAUACUGGUCAACCGGACCAUCCCCAUGCCGAGAUUUCGAUACGGACCAGACACCACGAAGAGGCCAAGUGUGUUCCGUCUCUUCGAAGUGGCUGCAUCGCUGCUGCGUCUGUCCGACCAUGCGAGUCAAACUGCGGGGAGAAAUUUGUUGGGAUCCGGCCUGCAAACUGCAUUAUUGUACGAGGGCGCUCUGUCGAAGCCUCUCUACCGGAAGUGGCUGCCUCGAGGACACCACGUCCGGAUUCGCCCAGCCUCUCCAUGCUCCAAGCAUGCCGGCCGCUAUGGUCGAGCCCAUGCUCAUGUGCGACGACUGCAGCAUUCGGAAUCCGCUUGAUUCUUCCAUACAAUCGAUCAACGAGGGAGAAAAAGCUGCUGUCGACCCUGGUAAGUGUGUCUGACUGUCGUCAUCGUUUGCUUUCCACUUUCAUUCCGGACCAUCAAGGCCAGCACCGGGCUCCGGGAGCAUCUGCUCUUCGCAGUUACCAGCACCACGCACAAGGGACGUGCUACGGGCUUUUGGGUAGUCUUAUAAGCAUUCGUCUACGUUUUCCAUCAUUUACAAUGGUGGCGGUACUCAAUUUCAGGAAGCCCUUGCCAGCUGCGUGGGCUCGAGUUGUUCGAGGCUACCGCAAUGUCUUACUGCAGUGCAGCAAACGAUGGAUCCUGCUCGCUCGAGGAAACUGCGCUCGAUGUCCACAAGAACUUGACAAGGGUUAUCCCUAACUCCAGAUCUGAGCUUCCUUUCCCCGCACUGGUCUUCAGCCAGCCCGAGUUUUACAAUCCCUGAAGAUCGUUGACCGAUAGGUAUGAUUGUCCCGUCGUUUUGCAGCGCUUGGUUCUUCCGUGACGCGCGAUCCCGCCGUCAUUCGGAGGGCCAAGCAGAACCUGCGUCUGGGGGGACUAUCGGGAUACUGUUUUGCCCUCAGACCCGCUGUGGCCAAGACUCUCCCAGCAUUCGGACCAAAAAGCAUCGAUGCACUAAACUGUGAUGUAUAUCGAUCGCCGAAGGUAAACAGCUGGCCUACUGCAGGGAUCCCCGACAGUCAAAUAUUGACCCUGUCCUGAUGAGGUUGGCACUACUGCUGUAGUCGCAGCACACUAUCCCUACAUCAACGGAAGACGGCAUCGUCCCACACAACGAUUUGCGCUGGUACGCCAUGAUCAGGUGCCAUAAUAUCUGGUGUCCGCUGACGUCGACAUCUGUGCGCCCUUCACUGACUCUGUGAAUGGAUUUGAAGCGAGAAGUCGGAAUCUGCACCCGCUCUGAGAUUCGCGGCUCUUACUAUGGGUUGGCCUUGGGACAUUUCCGCUACCUAAGAGCUGAAACCUGUGUUCUUUGCAGGAUUGACAUGACCCUCAACACCACCAUUGAAGUACCUUUGUCGUCCUUCCACUGGAGAAUCAACUCAAGUGGAGUGGGGCCUCAUAAGGACAAAUAACUACAAUUUUAGUUAUGAUACUGGGGCUUGCCCUGUGGCCUGCGCCCGCAGUUCAAAUAAUAUUCUCCUGGUGAGUGCUAUUGUGGUGGCUUUCGACAACCUCCUGGCAGCCAUCUUGUGACCGCGAGCCAACAAAGCAAGCGUAUUUUACUAUAGGGGCUAACGAUAUGAUGCUUGUUGGCACCAAAGUAUCGAUUUAUUUUGACAGCAGCUCGACUCCGCUGGAGGACGCCCAAGUUUAUACGACGUGAACUGUCACAUCGGCCUCUAAUUGGGCUCUCUCGAAACAUGACCCAUGCCUCACUAGGGCAAUAUGCGAAGUAUCCCAUAUCGAUACAAUAGAGCAUUAGGUAGUAUACUUGAUAUUCGUGGUUUACACACAGACCGGCCUUAAUCCAUAAGUAACGUUUACAAUGAUGCAG